AUGGGUUAUCGUGGUAUUCGUAAACAUUUGAAACGACUUCAUGCACCAAAACAUUGGAUGCUCGAUAAAUUGGGUGGUGUGUUCGCUCCGAAACCAUCAUCUGGUCCACAUAAGACACGUGAAUGCUUACCCAUGAUCAUCUUCUUACGUAAUCGAUUGAAAUACGCCUUGACUUACGUUGAAGCAAGAAAAAUCUCCGGUUUCAUGGAUGUUAUUACCAUCGAAAAAACAGGUGAACACUUCCGUUUAAUCUACGACGUUAAAGGUCGAUUCUGUGUUCAUCGUAUUACAGCUGAAGAAGCUAAAUAUAAACUAUGUAAAGUUAAAUCUGUAUGUAUGGGCCCAAAGAAAGUACCAUAUAUAAUCACACAUGAUGCACGAACAAUUCGUUAUCCAGAUCCACGCAUCAAAGCAAACGAUACUAUUCAACUCGAUAUUGCUAGUGGAAAAGUUCAAGAUCACAUUAAGUUCGAUACCGGUAACAUUGUCAUGAUUACUGGUGGACACAACUUGGGUCGUGUUGGUAUAAUUCAAUCGCGUGAACGUCAUCCAGGUUCAUUUGAUAUUGUUCAUGUUAAAGAUGCAAAUGGACACACAUUUGCUACUCGUUUGGCAUAUGUAUUUGUCAUUGGCAAAGGUCACAAAUCUUGGGUGUCACUUCCAGCUGGUAAAGGUUUGCGUUUAAGCGUUGCAGAAGAACGUGAUCGACGACUUUCUGGCAAACCGCAUUAG
This is a messenger RNA of Adineta ricciae, 732 nucleotides long. The record is from the annotation of a GenBank genome assembly. Lineage: Eukaryota; Metazoa; Rotifera; Eurotatoria; Adinetida; Adinetidae.